AUGACCGGAAUGGGUAGGGUAGUGCUUUAUCAAAUUCGUCUGAAUUCAUUGGAGCGCCGUAUAUGUGAUGCUAUCAAGGAUUACUGUGGGAGUGGCGUUAGUGGGCAGGGAGAGCCACUGAGACCCCGAAUUGCCGGAGGCUGGGUACGUGAUAAGUUGUUAGGGCUUGAUUCGGAGGAUAUUGAUGUUGUGGUGAACAACAUCAGUGGGGAGCAGUUUGUCAGCGGGCUGGUGGAAUUUUUGAGAGGACGUGAUGUUGGGAAGGUAGGUAGUGUUCACAAGAUCAAUCGGAAUCCGGAAAAGUCGAAGCAUCUGGAGACGUGCACGACACAUCUGUUCGGGGUACCUGUUGAUUUUGUUAAUUUACGAUCCGAAAGAUAUACGGAGGAUUCUCGUAUACCUGUUGUGGAGUUCGGGACUCCGCUUCAAGAUGCGAUGCGUCGAGAUGCGACUUUAAACGCACUUUUUUAUAAUAUCAUUGAGGAAAAAGUGGAAGAUUUCACUGGAAGUGGAUUGAAGGAUCUGUCUGAAGGUGUUUUGAGAACGCCGAUUUUGCCCCAGCAGACUUUUAAAGAUGAUCCAUUGCGUAUCUUGCGUUUGCUCAGGUUUGCAUCUAGGUUCUCGUUCGUGCUUGAUCCGGAGGCAUUGGAGGCAAUGAAACAGGAAGACAUCCACAGGAUGCUUGAGACGAAGGUCUCGAGAGAACGUGUUGGUGUGGAGGUGCAUAAAAUUUUGAUUAGCAAAUCUCCUUUGUGUGGGAUAAAGCUCAUGCUGGAUGCGGGUCUUAUGCGGCAUGUGUUUUCAUAUAUGGGGGGGGCAUCAUCGACUGCACUUGAUAAUUGCUACAAAAGAAUGAUUAGCGGGGGCUACAAAUUAGUAGGGAAUUUAACUCACGUAAUUGCUGGAUAUCCCUUGCUGGGAACAUGGUAUGAAGACUGUAACUUUAGGGAGCAUAUGCUGCUAUCGCUUAUCCUAGCUCCGUUCAAUGAGCUCUAUGCAUCCAAGCACUCACGGAAGGGUUCCUCGGCUCUUGGAAGAAUUAUAAAAGACAGUCUCAGGUACCCGAAAUUAUCCGUCGAGUUAGUGGAGCUUAUUGUGGGAUCCUUAAAUGAAUAUCAUGAAUGUGUCAUUAACCAUGCCUCAUGGCCAAGGUCCAGAGUAGGAGAAGUAAUUAGGAAGUUGAAAGGUCAUUGGGAGCUAUGCCAUUGUGUCACGUUGACUCAUAUUUUUCUCGAGGGAGAUAACCUGGAAGGCGAAACUUUGGUUGAUCUGACUGACAAAUAUCAACGGUUUGAAAACUUCGUUAAGGACAACGGCCUUACUGACGUGCACAAUCUAAAGCCCUUGAUUGACGGCAAAGAAAUUGCAAAAUUGUACAAUAUUCGAGGAGGUCCAUGGAUGAGUACAUUAAUGCACGAUAUUUUGAUGUGGCAGAUGGACCAUCCAGAAUCCAGCAAAGACCAACUAAUCUCAUGGAUGUUGCCCUUGAAGGACAAGUACCUGUCGCCUUAA
Eremothecium cymbalariae DBVPG#7215 is the source of this 1512-nucleotide messenger RNA. It is a transcript of the gene CCA1, whose product is annotated as tRNA adenylyltransferase. The record is from RefSeq and is a predicted model, not a curated record. Gene Ontology annotation, molecular function: RNA binding; ATP:3'-cytidine-cytidine-tRNA adenylyltransferase activity. Gene Ontology annotation, biological process: tRNA 3'-terminal CCA addition. The transcript has a single exon. Bases 1 to 1512 code for a protein of 503 amino acids. Lineage: Eukaryota; Fungi; Ascomycota; Saccharomycetes; Saccharomycetales; Saccharomycetaceae.